AUGAAGACACCGACUCAUCCGCUCCGCGCGCUCGCCCGUCGACCGACACAACUACUCCUCCCACCGACGACCCCGGCUGCAUCAUUGCACUUACACCGUGUCGAUGCCGGCUCCCGCUCCCCGACGGACGUCUGCCACGGCCAAAGACGACAGACCGCAGCCUUCUCGGUGCUCAACCGCCCGCCUCCCAACUACCCGGGCCAUGUGCCGCUCACACGCAUCGAGCGCGCCGCCCUGGCCGUCGGCUCCGGCAUCAUGUCGCUGCGAGACCCGUACCGGGGGGACCUGAUCGCGGCGCUGGGCGAGGCGACGGCGACGCCGUACUUCAUCCACCGCCUGCACCGGGCCAUGCUGGCGUCGGCGACGGGGCGGCGCAUCCUGCGCGACCGGCCGCGCAUCACGUCGCAGUCGCUGGACCUGCCGUACCUGCGCACGCUGGCGCCGUCGACCGUGGGCGGCACCUACGUGGCGUGGCUGGACCGCGAGGGCGUGUCGCCCGACACGCGCGCCGGCGUGCGCUACAUCGACGACGAGGAGUGCGCCUACGUCAUGCAGCGCUACCGCGAGAGCCACGACUUCUACCACGCGCUGACGGGGCUGCCCAUCGUGCGCGAGGGGGAGGUCGCCCUCAAGGCCUUCGAGUUCGCCAACACCCUGCUGCCCAUGACGGGCCUGUCGCUGUUCGCCCUGGCCACGCUCAAGCCCGUCGAGCGCGCCCGCUUCUGGGACGUCUACGGGCCCUGGGCCCUGCGCAACGGCCUGCGCGCCCACGAGGUCAUCAACGUCUACUGGGAGGAGGAGAUGGAGACCGACUGCGACGAGCUGCGCCGCCGGCUGGGCAUCGAGCGGCCGCCCGACCUGCGCGAGACGAGGCAGCGGGAGCGCGAGGAGCGCAGGAGGAGGAAGCAGGCGUCCGGGGCCAUGAAGAACGCCGCCGGUGCAUCGUAG
Molecule: messenger RNA, 948 nt
Organism: Neoarthrinium moseri
Lineage: Eukaryota; Fungi; Ascomycota; Sordariomycetes; Amphisphaeriales; Apiosporaceae
Exons: 1
Coding region: 1-948 (315 amino acids)
Biological process (GO): ubiquinone biosynthetic process
Cellular component (GO): mitochondrial inner membrane; mitochondrion
Source: RefSeq, a predicted model, not a curated record